Molecule: messenger RNA, 3571 nt
Organism: Prinia subflava (tawny-flanked prinia)
Lineage: Eukaryota; Metazoa; Chordata; Aves; Passeriformes; Cisticolidae
Product: mas-related G-protein coupled receptor member B4-like
Exons: 1
Coding region: 92-1012 (306 amino acids)
Biological process (GO): G protein-coupled receptor signaling pathway
Cellular component (GO): membrane
Molecular function (GO): G protein-coupled receptor activity
Source: RefSeq, a predicted model, not a curated record
UGCUCCAUCCCGGCAUUCUCCAAGCACUGACUCCCCAUCCACUCUGACCACAGCCAGGGGACACAUCCCACUGCCUGCCCAGCGUCCAUCCAUGGAGGUGACCACCGUGUCCCCAUCUCCCGCCUCACCCACUGAAGGGGACGAUCUCUGUGACAUAGAUGUCACCAACGAGGCCAUACACAGUGUGACACUGCUCAUCAGCCUCUGUGGGCUGGCUGGGAAUGGGGCUGUGCUCUGCCUCCUCAGCCUGAACGUGCGUAACUCUGGCAUCUUUGACCUGGCUUUUGCUGACUUCCUCUUCCUGCUCUUCACAGUCGCCACCACCCUCCUCUUCCUGGUGGAGGACAUGUCCUGCUCUCUUAUCAUGCCCCUGCCAUACUUGAGCUUCCUUUUCCAGCUGACAGGAGUUUCCUACUACUGGGCGCUGUUGCGGCUGAUGGUCAUCACAAAUAAUUUGAAUCUGUACAAGCUCUGCAUGCUCUGCUACCGCUGCGACCGUCCCAAGCGCCUGUGGUGGUUGGUGUACAGUGUCCAAUACUGGGCCUUUCUUGCUCUCUUCACUGUCAUUCUUGCAGUGACAAACCUGUGCCCAUCACACCGGCAGGAGCACUGCAGGGGAGCUGUCAACUCCAUGUACGCCCUCAUCCUGCUCAUCUUUGCUGCACCCUUGGUCAUUUCCGUCACAAUGAACUUCAUUAAGGCCAAGAGGGGCUCCCGUCGGCAACAAGCGAAGAGGCACAAUAUUGUUAUCUUCCUCAUUGUGCUCCUCAUUGUCCUUCUCAUCCUCUACAAUUUCCUGCAGCCGCUUGGCUACACCCUUCUGUCUUCCCAGGUUGUUUUCCUGCUCAACUGCAUCCACAGCAGCAUCAAACCCUUCAUCUACUUCUUGGUAGGGAGAUGCUGGAGGCCCUGCUCCUUGAAAUCCCUCCGGCUCUCCCUCCAGAGGGUCUUUGAUGAGGAGGAAGGAGAAACUGCCCACAGCAAUGAUGCCUCCAUGGACACAGGGGUCUGAGCCUGGUGAUCCCUUCCCCUGCUCUGCUGAAGGACCCUGCCAGAGUGGCUCAGGCUUUCCUUGAGCCACCUGAUCAAGAAAUACCCACAGGAUGCCCCUCCCUGUGGUGCUGGAUUCCUGCAGGAGAAGGCAGCAGGGGCAGUGCCUUGGGUGAUUUUUGAGGGAUGCUCUGCAGGGAGCUCAUUGGAGCAUGGCUUUCCUCCCAUGAGCCCAGGGCAGGUUUUGGCAACGAUUCUGGAGCUCUUCCCACAAUGGGAGUUGUUUCUGACAAGCAGCCAGGAGCUUCACCAGCACUGCCAGCACUGCCAGCAUUGCAGGGCCAGCAGCAGCACCAGCAGCCCUCUGCUGCUGGAGGGACAAUGACCCCUCAGGGAAGGGAAACAGGGAAUGGCAGAGACCUGACAGGAGAGGGAAGGCAGUUGAAGAAUGGGACACUCCCCUGGGAAGGAGUGUUUCUAUUUAGGGGCAAAUCAGGAGCCAUUCACAAAUAUUAUAAAUAUGUGAAAUUGGAGAUUGCCUCUCGCAAACGUUGAACGGAUAUUAUGUGUGUUGUAAUGUUAAAAGAAGCUCUGUGAAGAUUUGGAGUGUUCCUAAUGUGAGUAUUGUGUUCCUGCUGAAAGCUGCAAUGCUGGUCUGGGACCACAGCGGGGAGUGGAAGGCAGAGGGAGGGCACAAGCUCCGGGAAGGCGGGAGGAAGGAGGAGCAGUGUGGGAAGGGUGGGAUAUGGACGAGUGUGGGGUUGGCUCAGCAAGGGGAUCUAAGGGAUUGUUCCUGUUGUGGGUGGGCUGCGUCUGGCCGUGCCUCCGCCUGCGGCUGAGAGCCCAGCAGAGUUUCUUUUACCUUACUUUGUCCCUUGUUGUAAUUUAAUAAACUUCUUAAAUUUUUAAGAUGAUAGGCAUUGUUUCUCACAACAACGAAAAAGACCACUUGAUUUGUGGGGGAAAAUAAUAAAAAUCAAUCUCAAUAACCCCGAGGCGUGCUGUAUCCCGGGAUUCUCCAAGCACUGACUCCCCAUCCACUCUGACCACAGCCAGGGGCCACAUCCCACUGCCUGCCCAGCAUCCAUCCAUGGAUGUGGCUACUGUGUCCCCAGCUUCCCCCUGUCCCACUGAAGGAGAUGAUCUGUGUGUGAUCGAUGUCACCACCGUGGCCAUACACACUGUGACACUGCUCAUCUGCCUCUGUGGGCUGGUUGGGAAUGGGGCUGUGCUCUGCCUCCUCGAUGUCCGCUUCACCACCGACUUCAUCUUCACCCGGCUGUAACCGUCUUCCUCUUCCUCCUCUUCAUGCUCCUGUCCACAGUGGUCCUCCUUGUAGAGGCUGUGUCCUGCUCUGCUAUUGUGUCCCUGGGGUAUUGGGCUCCCUUUUCCAGCUGUCACUGUAGUGCCCCCUUUUCCAGCUGUCGCUCUUGUGCUCCAGCGUGGGGCUGCUCCCAUGAAUAUCACAGGGUUGGGCUCUGUAGCCUUGAAUUUGUUGUGCUGCUGCUGCUCCUUUUACAAGCUCCUUCCAUGUGUUGUGAUGAGUGCCCUGCAGUGGGACUCCCUUGCUGUUGUCCCUCUCCAUCCAGCAGUGGCUCCCUGAGCCAGUUUCAUGAAGAGCACUGCCAGGUGCCUCUCAUCUCUGUGCACACCCUCCACCUCCUGCUCUCUGCUCCCUUCGUGCUCAUUUCCAGAGUGUUCUUCUGCAUUCAGGACGCAUGUUGCUCAGAGAAGUGCAAGCUCAACAGGCUGCACGUUGUUGUUUUCCUGUCUCCUUCCUCAGCCUCUGGAAUUUCCUGCAGCAGCUGGGCUACACCAUUCUGCCAUCCUGGGCUGGUUUCCUGCUUGCCUGCAUCAACAGCACCAUCAAACCAUUCUUGGUAGGGAGAUACUGGAAAAAUUGUUCCAUGGGGCCCUUCAGGGAAUCUCUCCAGAGGCUCUUUGGGGAGCAAGAAGAAAACAGAGCCAGCAGCAAUGACUCCACCAGGGACACGACAGUCUGAGCCUGUUGUUCCCUUCCUCUGCUCUCAUGUAGCACACUGGGACACUGGCUUAGGGAUUCCUUAAGGAGGCACCUGAUUAAGAAAUAUCCACCAGAUCAUGCUCCCACCUUUAUUCCUGCAGGAGAAGGGAGCAGGGGCAUUGCCAAGAGCCAUGUGGGAGCGAUGCUCUGCGGGGAGCACAUUGGAGCAUGGCUUUCCCUUCUCCCUCACGCCCCCUAGAACACUAUUCCCAAAAGGGAUCAUGCCCCACGUGGCUGUGAUCCCAAAAUCCCCCUGGCACCUGGUUCCUCCAUCCCACUGUGGUCUGAUAUCAAUAAACAGCUUUGUUAGCACUUCCUGGCCUCCUCUGGCUCCUGCUGCCAGCCGGGAAUGUGGCUGGAGGGAGGGGACACACCCAUGGCUUGUGCUCCCUGGAGCAACCGUGAUCCCGAGUGCCCAGAGCUGGGCAGGCACUGGCACAGCUGGCACGGACAGGAGGGGCUCAGCAUUCCCCCCUGGCUGCUCCGAGAGUGUCACAGCAAGGAUGUCCCUGCUCCCGGGUGGGGCGGGGCAGGAAGGCGGCCCCGGGGAGUCUGGGU